Molecule: messenger RNA, 837 nt
Organism: Phytophthora nicotianae INRA-310
Lineage: Eukaryota; Oomycota; Peronosporomycetes; Peronosporales; Peronosporaceae
Exons: 2
Coding region: 1-837 (278 amino acids)
Biological process (GO): ceramide metabolic process; defense response to other organism; response to salt stress
Cellular component (GO): membrane
Molecular function (GO): hydrolase activity, acting on carbon-nitrogen (but not peptide) bonds, in linear amides
Source: RefSeq, a predicted model, not a curated record
AUGACCAUCGCUGAGCACGCCAGCAUGCGCGUCGAGGACACGUCGGCACCCGUAGGCUUCUGGGGCCCGCCCACCUCGACUAUCGACUGGUGCGAGCUCAAUUAUGAGCACAGUUACUACAUCGCCGAGUUCUGGAACACCAUCAGCAACUCGCUGUUCGUGUUGCUUGGACUCUACGGCCUUUAUCGCAGCGUCAAGAUGGGCUUCGAGCCGCGCUUCCAUCUACAGUUCAUCGGCGUUAUGGCGACAGGCUUUGGGUCUGCCAUGUUUCACGGCACGCUGCAGCACGUGUACCAGCAGUGUGACGAGACGCCCAUGGUUUGGACCAUUCUCGUGUGGAUCUACAUCGUGUACAACAACGAGAUCGAGCAGAUCCCCAUCAAGAAUGCCAGUAAUUACGUCAUAGCCUUCCUGACGAUAACCGGCGCUGUAUUCACCGUGAUCCACGCCAUCUACCGCUUCACGACUGUCUUCCAAGUUUUCUUCGGCAUCCUGGCUGUGUCGGCGUGCGUGCGUCUGUGCAUGCACUACGCUGAGGUGAAGGACCCUCGCGCACGAGCUGUAGCGUGGUCUUACGUGACGUCAGGGCUCAUUGGCUUCGCAUUCUGGAUGCUGGACUACCACUACUGCCACACGCUCCGCGGACUGCCAGUAAAUCCUCAGGGUCAUGCGUGGUGGCACAUAUUCAUGGGCGUUUCCUCUUAUCACGGCCCGAUCUUCAUGCAGUACGUUCGCAUGGAGCAGCUCAAGAAGAAGGUUUAUAUUCAAGACACUGGUCUCGGCAUCCAGACCAUCGUCGUCGACCCAGUGAGCCCCAAGAAGCCCAAGCAGUUGUAA